AUCGACACCCCCGCCCCACCGCUCCCCGCACCCACCCGGGGGCGGACGCAGCAGCGGGCAGCCGCGGGCAAGAGCGGGCAGCAGCGGGCAGCACGGCGGGUGACGCAGCCCCCCGGACCGCACAUAAGGGACGAUGGGGGCGGGGGCACCGGGGUAGCCCACUCACCGCCACCGGUACCAGGAACUGGGCACCGAUACCAGCACCGGGCACCGGCACCGGGCAGCAGCUUCUGACCGGCAGUGCCUUUGCCCAACAGUGAGCAGCAGCAGGUGCCAUGGAGGAGGUGAUGGAGCUGGAGAUGGGGGGCAACUCCCUGCUGAAGGCCGUGUGGCUCGGCCGGCUGCGGCUGACCCGGCUGCUGCUGGAGGGGGGGGCUUAUAUCAAUGAGAGCAACGAGAAAGGAGAGACCGCCCUGAUGGUGGCCUGCAUCACCAAGCACGUUGACCAGCAGAGCAUUAACAAGGCCAAGAUGGUGAAGUACCUGCUGGACAACAGAGCAGACCCCAAUAUCCAGGACAAGUCUGGGAAGACAGCCCUCAUGCACGCCUGCAUUCGCGGUGCAGGGGGGGAUGUGGUGUCCCUGCUGCUGGACAAUGGGGCAGACCCCAGCCUGGAAGACCACUCAGGAGCAUCUGCUCUGGUCCACGCCAUCAAUGCUGAUGACAAGGACGUGCUGCAGCACCUCCUGAACGCCUGCAAGGCCAAAGGGAAGGAGGUCAUCAUUAUCACCAUGGAUAAAUCAGCCUCUGGUGCUAAGACCACCAAACAGUACCUGAAUGUUCCCCCCUCGUUGGAGUUCAAAGAGAAAGACCCCACUGAGGGGUGCCCAGCACCCUUUAGCACCCACCUGAAAUCUCCCAUCUCAGCACCUUCCCCCACUGAGAAGGAGAGUGGCAUCUUCACCCCACAUCCAUCACACCCCAGGGACACUCCCUGUGCCGGGGCCACCGAUGACCCCCCCUCUCCAGGCCAGAGAGCUGGGAUGCCCAGGAGAGCACAUCUGCCCCAGCUGAAGCGGCUGCAGUCCGAGCCCUGGGGGCUGGUGGCACCCUCGGUCCGUGAGGACACACGGGGCUGUGUGGACGAUGAGGUCAUCAUGGGCAUCAGUGACCUCUCACUCUCCAAGAAGGCUCCCCUUGCCCGGGGUAGCAAGGACCCCUCACUCUUUCCGCCGGUAGAUGAGCAGGCUCUGAGGACACCGGCUAGGAAAGCAGCCUACGAGAAGAGCCAGGCCGCCCAGCAGCGCCUCCCUCGUCGGAGCACAGUCCCCGAAGAGACGGAGCACGUCGGCUCCGUGGCUCUGGAUAGCCUGCACCGCUGGAGGUUGGGUGCUGAAUACUGUGAGCUCUCUGGUGUCCCCGAGGCAGGCAAGGCGCCAUCGGGGCGGAGGAAGCUCAGCGGAUCCCACCUGGCCUUGCUGGACGGUUCAUGGGAGUCCCUGGAUGGUGUCACAAGCACAUCCCCCGGCACCGCCCGGCGCCGGCCGCCCGGCUUGCUGGAGAGGAGGGGUUCCGGCACCCUGCUGCUGGACCACAUCUCCCACACCAGGACAGGCUAUCUGCCCCCGCUGAACAUCAACCCCAGCCCCCCCAUCCCCGACAUCGGAUCCAACAGCAAAGCCCCCUCCCCUCUUGCUGCUGGCACCAAGUCUCUGCAGCCGGUGGGUCCCGGCGAGCUGCGAGCGCGGCGGAAGCUGCUGCGGAGACACUCGAUGCAGGCGGAGCAGAUGCGGCAGCUCUCUGACUUCGAGGAGAUCGUAGCCCAGUAGCUGUGCCACCGCUGGCUUCUUAAACCAGCUCUAUUCCCCCAGAAACGUGACGGUUCCCUCACGUCACCCAGUCCCAGGGAAGUGCCAGCAGCCACGGAGAUCAGACCUGUGCCUAGGGGGUGAAGCAGGAGGGUCCUGCAGGUACGGAGCCGUAAAGAGAGCCCGGGCACCCAUCUGAAGUCUCCCUUCUGCUUUCAUCCGCUGGAGACGUUCCUCAGGAGUGAUGAGCUGAGAGAUCGACCUCAGAUCACCUGAGCUCAGGCUCCAGCCUGGAGGGCACUUGUUCUUUGCCACUCGCUCCUGCUUGUCUGGAGCCAGGACCUGUCCUGGGGCCGUGGGGCUGGGAUGUUCCUCAAGUGCCUAUCAGGAAAGAAAGGAGGAAUAGCUGACCUUUAAAGGUCCCUUCCCACCAAAUUCCAUGAUUCUGUGACUCCAUUGCCCCUCUCUGGCAGACGGAGGCACUGAUCCACUCACUACAGAAGGAGACAACUCCUCACCUCGGAGGUCUCCAGGACCUCUGCAGCUCCAGGGGCUGAGCUGACUCCUUCCCACUGCAGCCCUCCAGGACCAGACCAGCAGUGGUUUUGUCUCCAUCUCCAAAGCUCCAAAGUUCAGGGGCAUCUCCCACCUCACCGAGCAACGCCUUGGGGAGAGAACACCCCCAGGUGUUCUACGAAGGCAGCUUCUGCCAGGGUGCCAAGUGCGGCACACAGGGAGUGUUAGGGACUCGUCCCUGCUGGGUAAAGAUUCAGUCUCAGCACCCAAGCCUGCAGCACUCAAGCCUGCAAUACCUACGGCCCCCACAGCACCUGCAGCACCCUCAGUAGCCAUGGUACCCACAGCAUCCACAGAACUGACAACACCCACAGGCCCAUAUCACCUAUGAUACCCAUGGCACCUUCAGCAUGCUCAGCACCAAUGGUGCCCAUGGAACUCUCAGCUCCCACAGCAUGCAGCAUCCCUACCUUGUGGAGCUAGCACUGGACGCUGCCCUGGGCUCAGCCAGCCCAGCAUACUUCCAUCUGUCUGCCCAUUUGUCUGUCUGUCCCUCCACUCAGGCCAGCUCCUUUCCUGGGCACCACCCACCUGUCCCCAGGCUGUUGAGGACUUUCCCAUGGGAAGCAGCUCCACGUUCUGCCACAUGCAGGGUGCCCUUUGUAGGGGCAGUUGCUGCUUAGAGCAAAGGUGGGGUCACAUCUCUGGAGCAUCAAGGGUCACCCAUUCUGAGAACAUCUCCAGAUGGCUCCCGGGUUGAAUUUUGGGGCUGUUUUCCCACAAUGAUAAUGUUUCUCUCACGUUUUGGAGUGUG
Molecule: messenger RNA, 3078 nt
Organism: Pogoniulus pusillus (Red-fronted tinkerbird)
Lineage: Eukaryota; Metazoa; Chordata; Aves; Piciformes; Lybiidae
Gene: ANKRD34C
Product: ankyrin repeat domain 34C
Exons: 2
Coding region: 276-1769 (497 amino acids)
Molecular function (GO): protein binding
Source: RefSeq, a predicted model, not a curated record